Messenger RNA from Aspergillus pseudonomiae, 1680 nucleotides. RefSeq names its product alpha subunit of putative methylmalonyl-CoA decarboxylase. Gene Ontology annotation, molecular function: propionyl-CoA carboxylase activity. Bases 1 to 1680 code for a protein of 559 amino acids. The transcript is spliced from 3 exons. NCBI's taxonomy places the organism in Eukaryota, Fungi, Ascomycota, Eurotiomycetes, Eurotiales, Aspergillaceae. The record is from RefSeq and is a predicted model, not a curated record.
AUGCCGGAGGACAAGUCAUCAGUAGCGACCAAAAGACUCAACCAGGUCUCGGCGCAUCUCUCGGCGCAAAGGCUCCCUCCCGACUAUGCGGAUGUGCGCUCCCAAAUCAGUACCCUCCGCAAAAUUGCCGCUACACCUGACAUCAAUCGUCGUGGCUACAUUCGACAGAAGCAGGCAGGGAAGCUCUGGGUGCGGGAACGCCUCGAAGAACUCCUCGACCGCGAUAGCUUCCAAGAGAUUGGCUCGUUAUCCGGCACAGUAACAUGGGAGCAGACUGGACCCAUGCAGGAGAAGCCCGUUUCAUUCGUGCCGAGUAAUAAUGUCCAGGGGAUGGGGAAACUGCGUGGUCGCCGAGUACUUCUCACCGCAGAUGACUUCUCUCUUCGGAGUGGACAUGCAGAUGGCGCCACUGCAGGAAAGACAAUCUACUUGGAGAAACUAGCUUUAGCACUCAAGUUGCCCGUCGUGAAGCUUGUCGAUGGCAGCUCAGGUGGAGGAAGUGUCACUACCAUCCGCAAGGAAGGUUGGAGUUACCUGCCCCAUGUGUCAAUGUACAAACAUGUGGUGGAUCAGCUGAAUCAAGGCAUUCCAAAUCUGGGAGCCGUAGUUGGGCCGGCUAUUGGCCUUGGAGCCGCCCGCGUCGUCUCCUGCCACUUCUCUGUCAUGGCUGCAGAUGUAGGCUCGCUCUUUAAUGCAGGCCCCGAGGUGGUCAAAGGGGCAACAUUUGAAGAGGGGCUGGACUUCCAGUCAUUGGGCGGCCCCCUGAUACACUGCACCAAUGGGACAAUAGAUAAUCUCGCUGCCAACGAAGUUGAAUGCUACGAGCAGAUCCGGACUGUCCUAGGAUUUCUGCCUAACUGUGGUCGAGAGGCGCCACCUGUCGUCGCCAGCGAUGACCCCGAAGACCGUGAGGAUGAGGCGCUACGUCAGAUUAUUCCUCGCCGACAGGCAAGAAUGUAUAACCCACGAACUAUCAUCACUAGCGUGGUUGAUCGCGACUCGUGGUUCGAGAUUGGCGCCCUCUGGGGUCGUACUGCUAUCGGUGGUCUAGCAAGGCUAGGAGGGCGGCCUAUUGGAGUAGUUUCCUUGGACUGCGAAGUAAACAGCGGAGCACUCGACGCAGCUGGAAGCCAGAAAUUGACGAGGUUGUUGAAGCUUUGUGAUGUGAUGAACCUGCCUGUGUUGCAGUUCAUUGACGUUCCCGGUUACGCCAUCGGAACCGCUGCCGAGCGCACUGCGACAAUGCGAUGGGGGGUUGAGCUAGCCAAGGCCUACAACUCGACUACAAUGCCAAUGUUCAAUGUAAUCACUCGACGAGUGUACGGUGUGGCUGGUGGUAUUAUGAUAGGCGCCCGUGACCCGGUUAUGCAAGUGGCCUGGCCAUCAGGACAGUGGGGAUCUCUGCCACUCGAAGGAGGCAUCGAAGUUGCCCAUCGACAUGAGCUGCGCGAGGCAGAAAAAGAAGGCCGGAAGGCUGAGCGAUACCAGGAACUAGAUGAAGAAUACCGGCGAUUGAUGAAUCCGGUGCGCACAGCGAAUGCGUUCGGCAUCGAGGAGAUCAUUGAUCCUAAAGACACGAGAAAGGUGUGCUGUGCAUGGGCACGGCAUGCGUAUAAGGUUAUGAUACCGGAGAGAUUGGCAGAUCGGGCUGCUGGGCGAAUUCAACCAGUGUUCUCUUAG